This is a messenger RNA of Patiria miniata (bat star), 1027 nucleotides long. RefSeq lists its product as uncharacterized. The transcript is spliced from 7 exons. Gene Ontology annotation, biological process: positive regulation of mitotic nuclear division; epidermal growth factor receptor signaling pathway; positive regulation of cell population proliferation. The record is from RefSeq and is a predicted model, not a curated record. NCBI's taxonomy places the organism in Eukaryota, Metazoa, Echinodermata, Asteroidea, Valvatida, Asterinidae. Bases 95 to 1027 code for a protein of 310 amino acids.
AUCAGGUUGUAGUUUGUCUGCAUUGAGCUGUUUGAAUGGAGGGACAUUUGAUGCGGAGUUUUGCGAAUGCGUUUGCCCACUCACGCACUCGGGAAUGACGUGUGCUGAUGAGAAUCGUUGUCUGUCCAGCAACAGAUGUGGGAAUAACCGAUACUGUUUACCAAGCAAUGAUCCGUCGGGAUUCACUUGCCACUGCAAUAGCUUUCAAGGAUAUGUCGAGGGUGAUUCUGGUCAGUGCCAACGGUAUCCAUCGAAGAAUGUCGUGAUCACUGCUCGUAUGGACUUUAAAGAAGCCUUCAAAAACCCAACGUCGAAAGCAUUCAAGGAGACUGCAGCCGUGUUUGAGAAUGCAAUUUUGAAGACCUUUAAAGAAAACCCAUCAACCAAUGACGUUUUGUCGGUGGUAGUUCCUUUAAUGGAGGAGGGCAGUGUUGUCAUCAGAUCUGUAGCACUGUUUGAAACUGCUGCACCGUCCAACGCCAUUUUACGUCAAGUGCUGGCGAGCAGUAAUACACUGACUGAUGGCAGUACGGUCAUUGAUAUUGAUCAAAACUCGAUCCUUGUGGAUGAUGAGGCAAUAGACUGUGUACCGACUUACUGCAUGAACGGCGGGACGUGUGAGACAUCGGGUAUCUUUCCCUAUACGAACAACACGUGCAGGUGCCCUGAGUCUUUUAGCGGUCAGCGAUGUGAGUCAGAUGUGUUGCCACCUCCAGAAGAUGGAUUGUCCACGCUGGCCAUAGUUUUCAUCAUCGUUGGGUCUAUCGCUUUGAUCCUCGUGGUGGUAGUUUUGCUCCUCUGCAUGUGUCUGUACACGCAAAGCCUACACGCAAAGGCCUCGGCUAACCACCGCAAUAGGGUUGUUGGACGGGACGACACAGGCAGUGAUAACUAUGGCUUUCCGCCCAUGGCACUUGAUGGUUACGUGGACCGUAGUAGGUCAGUUUUGGGUUAUGAGGCAACAAGAAUGGAUCGUUUGAUGGACGGGAUCAGUCACUCACCCUACCAACAGCAGGUAAUACAUUAA